AUGUCUUCUUUACCCUCUCUAAUCAACUCCUUGACAGAUAACGCCGCACCGGGCACGGGGAUUGUGAAGCUUGUUGAUAUUGCUAAAAAUGCUCUUCACCUGCAAUCCAAUCGGCAGAUCCCAGAUGCACUUAUCACAUAUCUCAAAGAUCAACAGCAGUCUCAGUUCGGAUCCUAUCCGGACCACAAAGACAUUGCUCCAAGCAGCGUCUUUACAGCUGUGUUCUUUUUGCUCAUGCUUGGCCAUUUAUUUAUCUUUUCCAAGAACAAGACAAGAGGACACUGGUUCCCGUUGUCACUCGGUUUUGCAGCUUAUUGUCUAAUAAGACUGUUAGGCUUUGCUUUGAGAAUCGCGUGGGCAAAGAACAUCCUCAGAUUGCACACAGGCAUAGCUUCCGAAGUCCUACUUGUCCUUCCAACGGUGUUUCUGGCCUCUCUCAACCUCGUACUGGCACAGCGGCUCUUCACUUGGCGCCAUCCUGUUGGCGGCAACCAGAAAUACUUCCAGAUUGCCAUGAUGACAAUCUAUUUGCUUGUGGUGGCAGUCGUUGUCAUGACAAUUGUUGCAGGCGUGGUGCCGUAUUUAUACUUUCUGAGCCAAAGCCACUACAACAUGUGCCGCAACGUUGUGAAGGUGACAUCCGUUCUUAUCUGUUUCUACUCGCUGUUGGCCAUACUGCUUGUUAUGUGCGCCUUCUUGAUCCCCCCUUCUUCUAGGGACAAGAAAGCAACCGUGUUCCAGCCAUUUUGGAUCACGUCGUUUGCCCCGACGUAUUACAUUCCUCAGGGCGCUGCUGAGGAAGGACGCUACUUGUUUGUUCAACGGCACGGCGACCUCGCCAAACACUCGGAAAGAACCAUCCUGAGAGGCGGAGAUCUUUAUUCAAUGGCGGAUGAAUCGUCACAACUCAACCAAUAUGAAGCUCAAGAGGAAGCCAAAUAUUCUAUCAAGCACAAUAGCUCAAUUUUGCUGGUUGCUCUCACAUCUGCAUGUGUCUUCAUUGGUGCGAUCUUCCGAUGCGUGCUCCUAUUUCUUGAUACAACGUACGCUACACAAGGGUGGCUAGCCAAACCGGUGGUUAUGUACAUGCUCUGGGGGUUUUUGGAAGCCGUUGUCAAUCUGCUCUACUUGGUCGGAAGGGUUGAUUUGAGGUUUUACAGACCUGACAAGAUCCCAAAUAAGUUUAUCACUGCCACCAACUCAUCAAGUGUGCACCCUUCCAGCGAAGACAAGCCACGCACACAUUCAGCUCCAAGUGAGGCCUAA
This is a messenger RNA of Ogataea haglerorum, 1266 nucleotides long. RefSeq lists its product as uncharacterized. NCBI's taxonomy places the organism in Eukaryota, Fungi, Ascomycota, Pichiomycetes, Pichiales, Pichiaceae. The transcript has a single exon. The record is from RefSeq and is a predicted model, not a curated record. Bases 1 to 1266 code for a protein of 421 amino acids.